GCGGUAAAGGGGAUUUUGCGAGACUUGACCUUGUCUUUACUGUGUUAGUUAGUUUCGAGAACUCAAUAAAAGUAAUUGCUCCGAUAAUCUUCCCAGUGAAAACACAAACACAAAUGUAUUUUUGAAAAUAUGAAUAAGUUGGUUCUGUUUCAAAUUUUGUCAUCUGAAGGAGGAUCCCAGCAAAUUCUACUUGUGAUACAUAUGAUCAAAAAACAGAUUUCAAAAUCUACAGAAUAAUUAGGGCAGUACAUCAUGAAGUUCUCUGAAGGUACGUAGCAUAAUUAUCUUCUGUGUUUUUUUCUAGCUUAUUUACACAAACGAUACGGGGUCCCGGAUUCAUGAAUAUCUUGCUGAAUCCCUUUACUUUUGGCCUAUUUUAGUGAGGAUUCAAAGCAAUUUAUGAUAAGCUUAUAUUUAUAAUCCUAAUACCUGGUUUUGUGAAUUAGUUUUAACAUUUAUCACGACUAAUUUCUUAAGAAUAUGACUUACUUGUAUGUUGUUGAAUUUAUUUAGUAGUGUUAGUGGUGAUUACACAGUAACAGUUUCUUUACAUCGUAACUGAAAUUUCGGCUUGGAGUUCUCAUUUUUGAGAGCAGUUUUGUUUAUUCAGCUUUAGGCAGUACUCCAUGAUGUUGUUACUUUCCGACUGCCCAAACUACUAUAAUUGAAUUAGGGUUUGAACCGGCAUCCUGUUAUUUAGAAACAGUGCUCAAAAUUACUGUUGAGUUCUAAUCAUUUUGUAACCCCCGAACCAUUAGUUUUCACCCGAUUUCCGCUUGAACCACAAGCUAGUAUUGUCUGUCUACAAAAAUAAUUAUGGUUUCGUCAUGUAAAAGUUAUAUCUGAUUACCAGGUUAACUAAAUUACAUUAAACGCUUUUUUCGGUAAUUGACAACCUAUUCCAUAUCCAAUAGAUAAAGUUUGCUCUCCUGUCUACGAAUGUUAACCAGAUAUUUAAAAAGGUCACUUGUUAUGUUUCAGAUUCAAGUGGAGUGCUUCAUUUAAAUUCAACUUCGAAUAAAACAGUCAAGGAAUAUGAUUGCCAAAAGGUUGGCAUAAAGCAUUCAUCCAUUGGAGAUGUAUGUGACGUUGUUGUAAGUCAGAAAAAUAUUAAUGAAUCCAAAGAAAGCUCAAGUGAUAGACAGAUGACGUUUACUUCAGCUGGUUCACAUUCAAACCACUCAAAUUUACACAGUUCAAGUGAAUAUCCACAGAAAGCAAGACGGUCGCUUUUAGACUGGGACAGUUUUAUAAAUCUACCUAAAAAGCCUCGAAAUCUGUCGUUAAAAACUGAUGAUUUAUCUCGAACGUUAGUUACAAAAACGACAGAUUCAAGAUCUCCAAUUAAAUCAAAACAAGAAGGUGAUAGUCGUGCAUCCCCUUGCUUAUCUCCUAUAAAAGCAAACGAAUUUGUUGGAAAUGUAAAGUUAGCACCUCUUCGGUGUAGUACAGAACAUGACAAGUUAUUAACUAAUGGUGGCUAUUCGUCUUCCGAAGAACACAGUAAAAGUGUCCCUGCAAGGGGAGGCGAAUCAUCUGAUUUCAGCAGUCCUGAUUUUACUUUAUCAAGUAUCCCAGUUAAAAACCGUGCUGAAACGAGAAAACGAAGAUCGUCCCAUUUUGCCACUGCCUCCAAUGACUCCGAAGUAUCUUCAGACCAGCUAGACAUGCACUCUCAAAGGCAAAACCAAAAAAAAAUUCUGAUUGGCAAUCAUAACAGUAAAAAAAGAAAGUUGUCACCUUCUGUUCGAAUUCGCAGAACAAAAGACACUUUUACAUGCAUAGCAAAGGAAAAUUUGCACAACGGUGUGCAAUCGCCUGAUUUUGAUUUUGAUACCGGUAAUUCAAUACAUUGUCAAAAGGUGUCAUGUCGCUCUCUAUGUGGUGCCUGUGAUCAUGAUAAUCAUAUAUCUAAUGAAUUAAACUUAAGAGAACUCAGCGGAAGUAUUGCAUCUCAGCAAAAUCAUUCAUUGGCCAACAAUUCACUCACGAUUACUCAUGUGGCAACACAACGGCCAUCUUUAAGAUUGAAAAAGUCAUCCAAACUUCCAAAGGAGGAGCUUAUCUCAACUCAAAAUCAAAGUAAUUUGGCUAACAAGUCCGUUUUUCAAUGUUUGUACUGCACGCGCCCAUUCUCAGAAAAACGAUAUCGACUAAAGCACAUGAUUGCUUGUCGGUUGGCUCCAAAAAACUUAACAAAGAAAAAAUUACACGAAAUUGGUCGAAUGUAUGAGUCUUCAUCGAUUUCAUCGGGAAGCCCUAAUCUAGUUAAUAAUGUCGAUGAAGAGAUAUCAAUAAGUAAUGGAGUUAUUUGUCAAGCAAAUCAGACUCUUCAAAACGGACAUUCAGACGAAAUAGAAAAUACUAUAAAAAAGGAUAAAAACUCCCCUGAAAAUUCAUAUCAAAAUAAUCCAAAGAUGAAUCAUGAUGUUGACUCAAAAUCAAAUCCAAUCACUCCUUUUCUGUCUACCACUACUAAUCCAUUUAUUAAUUCUGAUGAUUCAUUAAAAACAGAUCGUAAUACCUUAACUACUAAUACAUUUGAUUCUCACUUAGUCACAAAACGUUCAGAAAAUAAUUUAUCUUUUAAUAAUAAUGAACCAUAUGAAUCCGAUGAAAAUAUUUGGCAAAAUUACAGACCCUCUUACGGUGGACCUUAUACAUGUUCAUUUUGCUAUCGUGUGAUCCAUAAUCGUUCAAACUUUUCUAGACAUAUAGCCUCUUGUAAGGCUAGGAUUUCACUAAGUACGCGCAGUACCCCAAAACCAAAGCCUGCCGUACGGAGAAAUAAACGCGAAUUUCAUUUUGUGUUUACGCCUACUCACGAGGUGACACCACAGUUGAAGAAUUUAAGAAAAGAGUUAUUCAAGGGUGGGAUUUCGAAUACUGAGCUUAAUAAGGUUGAUCACCGACAUUCAAAUGGCGAUACAGACAAUAAUGAAAUUGCAAUGAAUUCAGGUGAUAAAUCACUGAAUUUUCGUGGUCUUGCUACGUUAGACAAGAAUAUGACUGCUUUAGUAAAUUCAGAAGACUCACAACAUGAUUGUACCGAUGAACAUCUGUUUUCGACUGGAUGUCAUCAGGACAACCCCACUGAAGUGGAUCUGAUUAGGACUCGUAAGAGAAGAGACUCUGUGGAGAAUUAUAACUCUGGUAUAAAGAAAUCAGGGGAGUGUUUGAAUGGUGGUGGAUGCAUGGAUAAUGAGAUGAUAUCGAAUUUGACAUGGAAAGAAUGUUCAGAGUCGGUGACGUUGGAUUCCAAAGUUGUUGAGAAUGAGAAUAUCGGGCAGGUUGAUCACCGACAUUCAAAUGGCGAUACAGACAAUAAUGAAAUUGCAAUGAAUUCAGGUGAUAAAUCACUGAAUUUUCGUGGUCUUGCUACGUUAGACAAGAAUAUGACUGCUUUAGUAAAUUCAGAAGACUCACAACAUGAUUGUACCGAUGAACAUCUGUUUUCGACUGGAUGUCAUCAGGACAACCCCACUGAAGAUGAACAGAAGAAUCGGAUGUCUCCAUCGACGAGUGGACUGGAGACAUCAGAAGGAACAACACCACCACCACCACCACCAACAACAACAGCAACAACAACAAUGACGACGACGACACCAACAGGAACAUCGAGUGAACAUGAUGUUUCGAAUGAAAAUUUAACUGCUACUCCCUUCAAAUGUAACAUGUGUUCAUUGAGUUAUCGCCAUAGAACGUCACUUUUACGUCAUGCACGUCAAUCGAACCACAAGGUGGAUCUGAUUAGGACUCGUAAGAGAAGAGACUCUGUGGAGAAUUAUAACUCUGGUAUAAAGAAAUCAGGGGAGUGUUUGAAUGGUGGUGGAUGCAUGGAUAAUGAGAUGAUAUCGAAUUUGACAUGGAAAGAAUGUUCAGAGUCGGUGACGUUGGAUUCCAAAGUUGUUGAGAAUGAGAAUAUCGGGCAGAUGAAACAAAUAUCUGAAACUCAUUCAUCAUCCAAUAAUUCAUCUAUCCUAACUGGAAAGACUUAUUCUCUUGGUUUACGAAGUCGCAGACUAUCAUUACAAUCUAAUCAAAGUAUCCGGAAUAUAGAAACUCCAUCUAUUAUAUCAAAGUUAAAUAGAAGAAAAAAUAGAUCAGUUUCUCCAUAUUCACUUCGUCAUCCACGUAUCGAAGAAGAAAUAUCUAAAUGUAGUCGUCGAUCAUCGGUGUCUACACAAUCUUUAAGUGAUAAUUUAAUUGACGAUGUCAGAUCUAUCAUCUCAAAUGCAACAACUGUCCCAGCAUCUGAUUGUAGUUUAAAAAUCAAUGAAUCGUCAUCAUUAUUUACUUGUUCUUGGUGUAAUCGUUCUGGAUUUAAGUGUUGGCGUUACCUUCAAAUACAUCGUGCACGAUGUUCAUCUCAUCCAAGUCGAUCCAAUAAACAAAAAUCUAUUUUAUCGACGAACAAUAUUUCACAAGUUAAAACUUCUGUAACUUGUGAACAGUGCAAUCGAGAAUUUCGAUCUGGAACUGGCUUAAAAGUUCAUCAAACUUUAAUGUCUCAUCAUAAUAAUAAAUCAUUCAUUCAUAAAAAUGAAUUAUCUAAUAACUUAUUAUCACAAUCUAUCGCUUGUCCAGGCUGUUCACAUGAUUCACCAUUAUUUGAAUCAACUGAAAAAUUAUUAAAACAUUUACUAACAUUAAAAUCAACAAAUACUACUACUACUAAUACUAAUCAUCAUCAUCAUCAUCAUCAUACAAAUCGUAGUCAGUAUUGGCCUACUGUAUUAUCAGUGCCUAAUUUAGGUUAUGGUUGUCAUAUAUGUGGAAUGUUACUUGCUUCAGAAUCACGUUUAGAUAAACAUAAAAAAGCUGUUCAUGAAGUAUGGCUUUUUCAAGAACAACAAAAUAUUAGUCCAAGUAAAAAAUUAUCUACUUCUACUUCAUAAAUAUAUUUAUAUUUAUAUUACAUGAUUGUUAUAGUUGAAUGUCUUCAUUUUCUCUUCUUUCCUUUUUCUUUUUUUAAAAACAUUAUUAGUAUUUUAUCAGACAUAGUUAUCGUUUUUGUAAGUAGUCAACUAUCUGUAAAUUUGUGUAAUAACAAUAAUGUGUAUAUUAAUCUCUUCUUAAUUCUUUCUCUUUCAAAACUUUUUCUCUAUUAUUACGUAAUAAUAACAUGAUGAUGAUUAGUAAUGAGAUACAUUACAAUGAUCAGUCGAAUGAUAAUGCAUCAAGACGAUAUGAAUAUUUGUAAUUAGUACUUAUUUAUGCAUUCAUUCAUGUAUUUUUGUGUGUACUGUUUCUAGGCUUUUUUAAUUAAAAUUUUUAUUUAACCUUAUUUUUCAAAAAAAAAAAUACAUAUUUUCUGUGUUAGAUAUACUACUGAAUAGGAUUAUUUUUAAAAAUAAUGAAUGUAUAUUAAAAGAAAAAUACUCAGCAAAUUUUUCAUCUUUACUUCGUUAACUCCUUAACUUUUUUUUAAAGUUUAAACUCAGUUUUCACCACUUUGCCUUUGUAUUCCUCUGCUCACUCAUUCACUCACUCACUCUACUUAAUUAUUUGUGACUCAUUCCAUCUUAUCUCUGUAACCUUACUAUCACAUCAUUAACAUCUUUCAGAAGUAAAAAAAUCUUUUUUAUCAUAAACAAAUCAGAUGUAUGUUUUUCAGUUUAUAAGAUUAUUAUGCUUUUUAACUAGUACUGUUAUCAUUAAUUAUAAUUCUAUUAUGUACAGUUUAUAGUGUGAAAAUUGUUUUGCGUCUCUAGUAUUUGUUAUUUUGUUGUGUUUUCUCCCUCCCAGCGUAUUUCUUCUGUUCUCUUAGAAAACCACGAGGAAAUUGUAACUGUGGCAAUGAAUAGUGAGAGAUGGCGGAAUAAAGAGAAAAGAGUUUCUUUUUUUUCUGCUUAGGAUUUUUUAAUGAAUCGUUCUUUUGUAUGAAAAUAAUAAAUUUAUUCGUUUGCUUUUUAUCAUUGUUGUUGUUGUGGUGGUGGCGGCGGUUAUAGCUGUACCAUUUCUAGUGGAUAUAUUUUAAUGCAAACACUUCUAGGUUUGUGUUUCAAUUAUUCCCUCCCUCUUCUCAUUCGUCUACUCUGUAUUUUUUAUUUACUUAUUUUACAAUGUGUAUCAUUUUCUCUUUUUGUAUGUGUUAAAGGAGAAUAAAUUUUUUUUUAAUGACAAAAA
Messenger RNA from Schistosoma curassoni, 6129 nucleotides. The record is from the annotation of a GenBank genome assembly. NCBI's taxonomy places the organism in Eukaryota, Metazoa, Platyhelminthes, Trematoda, Strigeidida, Schistosomatidae.